AUGGCGAAAUCAUCUUCCCUCCUGUCACCAGGGAACACAUCGUUCAUUGUUCUUACGAUUACUGUUCCCCAAAUAUCGCACAUCUUGUAUCCGUUCCGAAAUCAUCCCCCUCACCCCCCCAUUCGUCUCCUACAUCCACGAAGACGGCAUAGUCCUCGCCGACUGACCCCUCCUCCGAUCCCAACCAGGAGCAAGACGAAGACGACGACUGGGAACCAACCAACCCCUCCUCCGACUUCCCACCACCCCCCCGCGACCCCCGCGAUGAAUCCGGCUCCGAAGACGACGACGAUGACGAACCUACCACCGCUCCGCCUCCCCCCAAACCAACGCUUCCCCGAACUCCACCAGAAAAUCGAGAGCACCAUCGCCCAACUCGGCGGCUCCGUAGCCCCCAAGCUCAACUGGUCCUCCCCACGAGAUGCCACUUGGAUCUCCCGGCACCCCAACACAAUAAAGUGCACCUCGGCCAACGACAUUUACAUCCUCCUCAAGUCCUCCUCUUUCAUCUCGCACGACCUCGACCACGCCUUUGACGACUGCGCCCCUACUACCACCUCCCAGUUGUCACCACCAUUUCAGCCCGUCUUGGUUCUGAGGAGUUACUUCAACAUUUUGCCGUCGUUGGAAUUCAGGUGUUUUGUCAAGGACAGAAACCUGGUGGCUAUCACGCAGCGCGACCCGAACUACUACCCCUUUUUGAGGAGUCUGCGGCCGCAUAUUGUGUCUCGAAUCAGGGAGUUGUUUACAAAGAGGUUGAAGUUUACGUUUCCGGAGGCGGACUUUUCGUUUGAUGUUUAUAUUCCUGAGGCGUCCUACGAUGAUGAGGUCAAUCGCUUAGGGAGGGCCAGGCUGAUUGAUAUUAACCCCUGGGCUCCAAGGACGGAUACUAUUCUUUUUGGGUGGGAUGAGUUGCUUGAGGUUAAUGUUAAAAGGCCGGUUAUUGGGGGGCCGAUGUCGACGCAGGAGCAGGAUGGGAGUGAUGUGGAGAGUGAAAGUGAUGAUGAUGAGGAAGGUGAGGAAGAGGAUAGGCCGGAGUUGAGGUUGGUGGAGAAGGAUGAUCCGGCGGCGUAUAACUUCUCGAGCCCGGCGUUUUCGGCGCAUAAGUUGCCGAAGGAUGUGGUGGAUGCUAGUCAGGCUGGGGAGGGGGGGGGGAUGAGGGAGUUGGCGGAGACUUUGAGGGAGUUUGAAAGGGGGAGGAGGGAGGGGGUUCAGCAGGGAGGGCAGGGGAGGGUGGAGGAGGUGACGGAGGAGCCGCGGGAGCAAGCAGGCGGGUCGGUGUAA
Messenger RNA from Podospora anserina S mat+, 1284 nucleotides. RefSeq lists its product as uncharacterized. Bases 1 to 1284 code for a protein of 427 amino acids. Gene Ontology annotation, cellular component: cytoplasm. The transcript has 2 exons. The record is from RefSeq and is a predicted model, not a curated record. NCBI's taxonomy places the organism in Eukaryota, Fungi, Ascomycota, Sordariomycetes, Sordariales, Podosporaceae.